AUGGAGGACGGUGACACCCAUUUUAAGCAGUCAACACCUUCCAGCAUUCUCUUUACCCAGCAACAGAGAAUGUCAGCUCUAUGAUUUCUCUGAUUGGUGAAGCCCAGCCAUGCUGACUCCUCUCCACCCAUUUUGACCAUUUCCAGUGCUAGAAGCCCACAGUUUCAGAGUCUCAUCUGCCUCCACCCAGCCUCAGUUCCUCAUUGCUGUUCCUGUGCUCGCGGUCAUCAAUUAUAGACCCUAUAACAUGCGCCCUGAAGACAGAAUGUUCCAGACCAGAGCUGUGAUCUUGAGUACCCUCUCCUUGGCUUUCCUGCUGAGUCUCGGAGGAGCUGGGGCCAUCAAGGCGGACCAUGUAUCAACUUAUGCCAUGUUUGUACAGACACAUAGACCAACAGGGGAGUAUAUGUUUGAGUUUGAUGAGGAUGAGAUGUUCUAUGUGGAUCUGGACAAGAAGGAGACCGUCUGGCAUCUGGAGGAGUUUGGCCGAGCCUUUUCCUUUGAGGCUCAGGGCGGGCUGGCUAACAUUGCUAUAUUGAACAACAACUUGAAUAUCACGAUCCAGCGUUCCAACUACACUCAGGCCGCCAAUGAUCCCCCUGAGGUGACCGUGUUUCCCAAGGAGCCUGUGGAGCUGGGACAGCCCAACACCCUCAUCUGCCACAUUGACAAGUUCUUCCCUCCAGUGCUCAACGUCACGUGGCUGUGCAACGGGCAGCCGGUCACUGAGGGUGUCGCUGAGAGCCUCUUCCUGCCCAGAACAGACUACAGCUUCCACAAGUUCCACUACCUGACCUUUGUGCCCUCAGCCGAGGACUACUAUGACUGCAGGGUGGAGCACUGGGGCUUGGACCAGCCGCUUCUCAAGCACUGGGAGGCCCAAGAGCCAAUCCAGAUGCCUGAGACAACGGAGACUGUGCUCUGUGCCCUGGGCCUGGUGCUGGGCCUAGUGGGCAUCAUCGUGGGCACCGUCCUCAUCAUAAAGUCUCUGCGAUCUGGCCGUGACCCCCGGGCCCAGGGGCCCCUGUGAAGUACUGUAAAGGUGACAAAAUAUCUGAAAAGAAGAGGACUUAAGAGAGAUCUGAACUCCAGCUGCCCUACAAACUCCAUCUCAGGUUUUCUUCUCACUUCAUAUGAAAACUACUCCAGUGGCUGACUGAAUUGCUGACCCUUCAAGCUCUGUCCUUAUCCAUUACUUUAAAGCAGUCAUUCCUUAGUAAAGUUUCCAACAAAUAGAAGUUAAUGAAUAAAUGUUGACACUUUGGUAGCACUGAUAUGGAGAUUAUCCCUUCAUUGAGUCUUUUAUCCUCUGGUCUCCUUUGAAGAACCCCUCCACUUUCACCUUCCGGAGAAUACCCUAAGACCAAUAAACACUUCAGUAUUUCAGAA
Molecule: messenger RNA, 1389 nt
Organism: Chlorocebus sabaeus (green monkey)
Lineage: Eukaryota; Metazoa; Chordata; Mammalia; Primates; Cercopithecidae
Product: HLA class II histocompatibility antigen, DP alpha 1 chain
Biological process (GO): antigen processing and presentation; immune response
Cellular component (GO): membrane; MHC class II protein complex
Source: RefSeq, a predicted model, not a curated record